AAGUAAAAAAUAAAAAGGAGAAAUGGAGGGAGAGGGAGGAGGAUGCAGUUUGCCUUUCCUUAUCAAACACACCCCUCUGUACCUCAUCUCCACAGGGGGAGAAGCAUUUUUCUUUUUCUUUCUUUGCUUUCCUUGUCCUUCAAGCACUUUUUUUUUAUUUCCCUGCAUAUAAUAUCCUGUUAUUUCACGUCUUCUACUUGGUUAAUUCAGAUUACUAUCUUCACAGGAUCAUUAUGCCUUUUGGGUUGGUCUCAGCAUGGAACAAGAGGCGGAGAAGCAAGUCUGAGGAUCAUGUUGAUCCUUGGAUAUAUAAGCCUGUAGAAUUCUGGCAACUUGAAGUUCAGAAUUCUCCUGGGAAAAGAAGACAUGGGUCUUCAGUGUUCACGCUCAAGGAAAUGGAGGAAGCAACAUGUUCGUUCAGUGAAGAGAAUUUGGUUGGGAAAGGAGGAUUCGGGCGGGUUUACAAAGGAACCCUGAAGUCAGGAGAGGUUGUGGCAAUCAAGAAAAUGGAGCUGCCACCAUUUAAAGCAGCUGAAGGUGAACGGGAAUUCCGUGUGGAAGUUGAUAUCCUGAGCAGAUUGGACCACCCAAAUCUUGUAGCUCUAAUUGGUUAUUGUGCAGAUGGGAAACAUCGAUUCGUAGUCUAUGAAUUUAUGCACAAUGGGAACCUACAAGAUCACUUAAAUGGAAUAAGUGAACUGAAAAUGGACUGGCCUUCGAGGCUCAAAGUAGCACUUGGAGCUGCAAGGGGACUUGCUUAUCUCCAUUCUAGUUCUGCUGUUGGGAUUCCUAUUGUUCAUAGAGAUUUCAAAUCUUCCAAUAUACUUUUAAGUGCAGAUUUUGAAGCAAAGAUCUCUGAUUUUGGUCUCGCCAAAUUGAUGCCUGAGGGCCAAGAGGUGUUUGUAACCACAAGGGUGCUUGGCACGUUUGGUUAUUUUGAUCCUGAGUAUACAUCGACAGGGAAGCUCACUUUACAAAGUGAUGUUUAUGCAUUUGGAGUUGUUCUUCUGGAAUUGUUGACCGGACGCAGAGCUGUUGAAUUGAAUCAGGGGUCCACAGAUCAAAACUUAGUAUUACAGGUUAGGCACAUAUUGAAUGAUCGAAAGAAGCUGCGUAAGGUGAUAGACCCAGAGAUUUCUCGGAAUUCAUACACCAUGGAUUCAAUUGCCAUGUUUGCCAACCUGGCAUCUCGAUGCGUCCGUGCUGAGAGUUGUGAGAGACCCUCAAUGACAGAAUGCGUAAAGGAACUACAACAGAUUUCCACUACUAAUGCUAAAGGCUUAGGCUUGGGUAUACGCUCAUUCAAAUGGUCUGAAAACUGAGCUAUGUUUCCAGACAGUGAAAGCUGCUCGAAUCAAACAAAAAUGUAAUUUAUUUUCUUUCAUUUAGAGGUAGGUUAUUGAAAUAUUUGGAGUUUAUGAAUAUCAAGAGGCUCAAUACUGUAAUGUCAGUGUAUUUUGAUAGAAUAGAAAAAGAAAAAAAAAGUACUUCAGAGAAUUUAUUCAGGUCUGAAGAAGCCAAGAAAGCAGAGUUAGAGCUCAAUAAUCAAUUGAGGCCUCAGUGUGUAUGUGUGUGUGUGUUUUUUCAGGAACACCUUUAAGACUAUAAGGACAUUUACUUGGUUAUUCCAA
Messenger RNA from Macadamia integrifolia, 1631 nucleotides. Its product is annotated as probable serine/threonine-protein kinase PBL28. Gene Ontology annotation, biological process: protein phosphorylation. Gene Ontology annotation, molecular function: protein kinase activity; ATP binding. The transcript is spliced from 8 exons. The record is from RefSeq and is a predicted model, not a curated record. Bases 234 to 1322 code for a protein of 362 amino acids. NCBI's taxonomy places the organism in Eukaryota, Viridiplantae, Streptophyta, Magnoliopsida, Proteales, Proteaceae.